Clarias gariepinus (North African catfish) is the source of this 1073-nucleotide messenger RNA. RefSeq lists its product as uncharacterized. The record is from RefSeq and is a predicted model, not a curated record. Gene Ontology annotation, biological process: sterol biosynthetic process. NCBI's taxonomy places the organism in Eukaryota, Metazoa, Chordata, Actinopteri, Siluriformes, Clariidae. Bases 150 to 782 code for a protein of 210 amino acids. Gene Ontology annotation, cellular component: endoplasmic reticulum. Gene Ontology annotation, molecular function: sterol 24-C-methyltransferase activity. The transcript has 4 exons.
CAGGCCUCCUCAUCCAACAUCAGUGCCUGACCUCAUAAACACCCUAUAGAAUAAAUGGGCACAAAUUUUUUCCGACAGAAACACUUCAAAUUCUUGUGGACAGCCUUCCAAAAAGAGUGGAAGCUGUUUUAGUUGCAAAAAGUUGCAGAAUGCUAUCCAAAAAACUGGGCGAACAGCUGGGGCGACCCACUCAGUCCCUCUCUGGGUGGCUAAUUAGCAAGUUCCUGAAGAAGCAUAACCAGAUCUUGGAGGAGAAUACCGUGAAGCUGUGUAAAAUCCAGCCUAAUGAGACAGUGUUGGAGCUGGGUUAUGGUCCAGGCCUGGGUUUGCAGCAAGCUGUCCAACAACUUACAGGGUCUGAAGGAAAGCUGCUAGGAGUGGAUUACUCCACAUACAUGCACAGCAUGGCGACAAAGAGGAUGCAGGAGCACAUUGCCCGUGGGAAAGUGGAUCUUUACUGCUGUGAUGUAGCAGCAAUGCCAUUUGAAGACAGCAGUGUGGAUAAAGUGUUCCACUGCAAUUGCUACUACUUCUGGCCUGACCUGAAGGCAGCAGCCUCAGAGAUACAUCGAGUGAUGAAACCAGGUGCGCUCAUGGUAACGACCCUCAGAUUGGACCGUAUUGCUAGCCUUGCAUCCAGGAAAGUGUUUCCAGGAGAGAACUGGAGACCCGAAGCCUACAUGGAGGCGCUGCAGUCCUGUGGGUUCGCAGAUGUACAAAUGGAGAACAGAGCAGAAAAACUCAUCUCAUUUCAAGCAAUUUAUGCCACUGCAGCAAAAUGAUGGACAGGUGACCUGCUGUUAUGCCCAGGGUUACCAGUAGAGGAUCUGGAUAUGCAACAACCCUGACCAGGAUUAAGGCCAAACAAAUAAUUGCGCAAAAACAUAAAGCAAACUUUGAAAAUUAAUUAAAAGAAGCUGAGACGCAGAAGAUUUUGCCUCGAUCAUUUUUAGUAAUCGCAUUACUCCAGGGAUCGUUUCAGUCCUAAUUAAUAUAUAACAAUAUAUUGAAAAAUACAUAAGGAAUUGCUGUUUUUCAUAUAUAUAUAUAUAUAUAUAUAUAUAUAUAUAUAU